Molecule: messenger RNA, 1545 nt
Organism: Periophthalmus magnuspinnatus
Lineage: Eukaryota; Metazoa; Chordata; Actinopteri; Gobiiformes; Gobiidae
Product: WASH complex subunit 3-like
Exons: 7
Coding region: 114-737 (207 amino acids)
Biological process (GO): actin filament polymerization; exocytosis
Cellular component (GO): WASH complex
Source: RefSeq, a predicted model, not a curated record
AGAAGACAACGUCAUCAACAUUGUAGUCACGUGAAAUCAAUCGUUUCUGACUUACAUCCUAAAUCUUGCUAUUUUGUGUGCAAAAUGUUCGCUAGAUGAUCAUACUAUAAAAUAUGGAUGAAGACGGUCUACCUAUAGUUGGCUCUGGUGUUGACCUGACAAAGGUUCCUGCUAUUCAACAAAGAAGAACCAUUGCCUUUCUCAAUCAAUUCAUUGUACACACUGUCCGAUUUCUAAACCGCUUUUCUACGGUCUGUGAGGAGAAACUGGCAAACAUCUCUCUUCGCGUACAACAGAUAGAAACAACGUUGUGCAUUUUGGAGGCCAAGCUCUCCUCUAUCCCUGGACUUGAGGAUGUAACAGCAAAUGAAGUCCGUGUGCGGCAAAAUACAAACAUAAAUGGUCUUCCUGCCAGUCACAUGCAGACAGAAAAUGUGGAAAGUGUACCACCCACAGAGGCUGUUCAAAAUGAACCUGAUCCGCCAACUGCACAGAAAGCCGAAGAGACUAUAUCAGAAAAUGUGAUAACUGUUGCUAAGGAUCCACAAUAUGCUCGUUAUCUUAAGAUGGUUCAAGUGGGUGUUCCUGUAAUGGCUAUUAAAAACAAAAUGGUCUUGGAGGGUUUAGAUCCCAGUCUUCUUGACACGCCAAAUGCUCCUUUGCCUGGUGGAGCUUCUGGGAGCACUGAUGAUCAAGAUGUCAAUAGUUCAGAUAGUGAAUCGUCCUUUAGUGACUAACUACCAAAAUGGUGUAUGUCACAGCAACUAACAAAAAGGAAUGCAGAUUGUACAAAGGAAAUGACUGUUAAGAACUGUCUUUGUACAAUCAUCAGAUAAUGCAAAUGUAUAAUUCACCCCUUAAUACUUUUUUGUGUGUGUUUUUGACAACACAUAUAUUUUAGAAGACUUUUAUUUAUUAUGAGGAGAAUGCUUUUUUCUCCUGGAUACAAAUGUGUGAGUACUCAAGGAAACCAUGAGUAUGUGUUUUUAAUAAGAUAAAAUAAUAUCAAAUAGAAAAUUGAUCAAUACAAGGAAAUAUUUUUUGUAUAUCACCUAGUUAUAUAGAAAAGAUAUUUAGAGGUGCAUCAACUACCCAAUUGACAUUAAACAGUGUGUACCUUUUUAUAAUGAGUAGACAGUAUAGUGGGGCCUGGUGUCAUUGUCACUCUCAACCAAUCAAUCAUUUAAAAGUGGCAAAUAUAAGGACAGUUUCUUAUCAUCAGAAGAGGUUUUCAUAUUGAAUAAUAAUUAGUGUUAGUUACACCUUUCAUUGUUUAUUACUUUAUUUUUUAGUCAGGACACUGACACCUGCUGAUGGAAGUGAGGUCUACUUUUUUAAAUAUAUUUUUUCUGGAAUGUUUUGGACAUUCAGGAUAAGAAUUUGGAUAUUCUCUGGAUACUACUUCACCGAUAUUAAUCCUGUGGUGAUCCUUUACCUAAAGUGCUUAUUAUAAUAUUAUACUUGCAUUGCUAAACAAAGUUAAGAUGAGUGUGAUGAUAAAUGUGACAAAUGUGUAAAACUUAACAAAACUCUUAAAGGAUAAAU